ACGAGGCAUCCCACUCUCCCCCUCUCUCCUUCAACACUCCUCCACUGCAUCGACCCCUCUAAAGCAUUAGACUUUCAUCAUUGCAUCCCAAUCCUACCCGUGGUAAACACCGGCUCAAGGACACGACACGCCAACCGGGCACAAAGGCUGGCAGCCCCCCCUCCCCUCCAUUGCCUCGCCUCGCCGCGCUCGAACCGCUCGAACCUCCCCUCCUCUCCCCUCGCGGACAAGUCGUGCGACAACAACCCGCUUCAUCCACCAGUACCCGAUCACGGCCGAGUGUUUGCAACUGUGUAACCUCCCUUUUGUCACCCAACUCAUCCAGCUGUCCUCGUGUGAUCAACGUGAGAGACACAUCUCGCCCCUAGGUCGGAUUGUCGACGCGUCGCCCGCACGCAGCACGCACCCAAUUCUAAUCGCCGCACGAUGCAACCCGUGCGACGAGAGUAUGCGCAGAGCUAUCCGCCCCGAGUGUACGGCGCUGGAGGUGGAGCUCAGCAACCACAACAUCUAGGCGGUGGACAGCUCCAGAACGGCGGCAUCACUCUCGGCCCCGGCGGCUCGCCAGUCAACCAUCAGCCGCAACUGCAACAUGGCCCCGGCGGACAGGGCAUGGUCGGCGGCCCCCAGUCGGCGGACGGCCAGUCGAAUGCCGCAGUCCCGCCCCCAGAGAUGAAUCUCGCGAAUGUGCUACACUACCUCCAGAGCGAGUGGAGGCGGUGGGAACGCGACCGCAACGAGUGGGAGAUUGAGCGCGCCGAGAUGAGGGCGCGUAUAGCACUGCUCGAAGGACAACGCAGGUCGGCCGAGAACCUCAAGGUUGACCUGCUGCGGCGAGUCAAGAUGCUCGAGUUUGCCUUGCGGCAGGAGAGGACAAAAGCGACUGGACGGCCAACGUCCGGCACCGCGGCCCUGCCGCCCUCUCGCUUGGCAGCCCUAAAGGACGAGGCAGAUGCCAGUAGCAGCCGCGACGACAAAGAGGGCAGCGGAAGCAGCGAGGGCGGCGACGACAUUGGUACGUGUACAUUGGCAGCCAUUGGUGGCAACGCUCAUGCUUCUCCCUCAGAACGACCAAAGUCAAACGGCGUACACAUGUCCAAACAGCCAUCCCGGCCCAUUCCCGACACUUCGGCUUGGAAGAACCUCAGUGGGCCCCCGCGUGACCCCAAAGCCCGGGCGCGUAGCCGCGAGUAUCUCAAGCAAUGUCUCCAGGAGAUCACCUAUCUCACAUCGCCUGGCGCGUUGAACCCUCUCCCGCCUCGUGCUCCUGUUGUUGUCGAGGGUGGGGCCUCGUCGCCGCCUAAUGGCGAAGCAGCCGGCAAUGUCGAUCGACCCACGAAGAAUCUGCCUGAACAGCCAAUUCCGUCCCCAUAUGCCCAGCCGUCUGCGGAAGCAGCACCAGCAGCCGAGGAUUCCCAGGCUACGUCUUCGACAUCGCCACCGGCAGCACCAUCGGCAGUGACAGCUACAACGGCUUUUGCCGCCACCGCCGCUGUGGCUAGCGCUACUGUUGCCGUGUCGCUUGCAAAUGGGUCUGACGAGCCCAAACCUAGCGCAGCUGUCAAUGAGGAAACGCCUGCCCCGCCAGCUCCCUCCACCGACACCCCGGCCGACGCCCCUCCCUCAUCCCCCGCUCCCCGAACGCUCCCCCUGCCUGAAGGGGCUGAGCCUCCGUCGGUCGACGGUGCCGCUGGGCUAGCCCCGGAGCCAAAGCAGACGCUGACGGCCAUCUACAAGCCCGCCAGUAAAGCGGCCUGGCGUGAGGAGCUGCGCGCCGCCAACGAGGCUGCUUCUAAGGUCCCAUGGCCACCUCGCAGAAGCAGUGACGAAGAGUCGCUCGCCAACAUAACCCUGAUUGAAGAGGAGGUCAAGGCCGAGGAGGCUGAAGGCAACUCUGAUCGUAUCUGGACUACCCGGCGAGCACUCAAGAGCCAUCUUGACAUUGUCCGCUCUGUUGCCCUUGCCAAUGGACCGGAUCUUGCCCUUGCAACCGUCGGCGACGACUGCACCGUCAAGGUCUGGUCCCUUGACGCGCCAAGCAUCAUGUCGUCGUCUUUGCGGCCGCUCGCCGCCGAGCUCGAACCCGUUGCCACUUAUCGUGGCCACACUGGGCCCGUCACGGCCGUCACCAUUUCGUCGUCACUCGGUGUAAUCUUCUCAGCAUCAGCCGACUGCACUAUCCGGUUGUGGAAGCUGCCGGCGCGCGACCACGACCCGUACGCUCCUUAUGACCCGUCAACAUCACUCCAGACACUCGAGGGGCAUACCGACAUUGUCUGGGACGUUUGUUUGUUGCCGCCCCGGACCGACAAGAGCACCGCCUCUAACGGUCCCCUCAAGCGCACCGCUGUGGAGAAGCAACUGAUCAGUGUGUCCGCCGACGGCACCGCCAAGCUGUGGGAGGACCGCGACGGCAAGUGGAGUCUGCAGGCAACGUUUGGGGACUUUGGCGACGGCGUUGUCCCGACGUGCUUGUGCGUCGACCAGCACGACUAUACGCGCAUUCUGGUUGGCCUGUCCAACGGUCUCGUCAAGCUGUUCCAGGUUGACGGCGCCGAGGAAAUUCAGACCUUUGGCGAGGUCGGCUCGCAGGUCAACGCCAUCCUCAGCCACCCGACUCUUCCGUGGAUCAUUACUGGACACGAGGACGGUCAUCUCCGUUUCUACGACACAAAAUCUUCAUCACCAAACCACAAUCUUCUCGCCCACCCUGCCCCAGUUACCGCCCUCGCGCUGUCGCCUACAUCGCCCAUGUGCAUCCUCAGUGCCAGUGUCGACUGCUCUGUCCGGCUGUGGGACUUGCAGCGCAAGACAUCGCUGCAGGACCUCACGGGUCACCGGCAGCGGUCCGACGAGGGCGUCACCGACGUCGCGAGCCACCCAGAUCUGCCCAUUGUGGCGAGCGCUGGCGCUGACGGCGUGGUGCGCGUCUGGGGUGCGGGAUGAGGCCUCUCACACACUCAAGUUUCCUUUUAAUUUUUACUUUGCCGCAUUGGUCAUUGUCAUGUGCAUAAUGAGCAUGGAUUGUAGUCGCAUGAGUAGUAGUCAUGUCAGAAUGAUAGAGAG
This is a messenger RNA of Vanrija pseudolonga, 3066 nucleotides long. Its product is annotated as Striatin-3. Lineage: Eukaryota; Fungi; Basidiomycota; Tremellomycetes; Trichosporonales; Trichosporonaceae. The transcript is spliced from 3 exons. Gene Ontology annotation, molecular function: protein binding. The record is from RefSeq and is a predicted model, not a curated record. The coding region runs from base 427 to 2946 and encodes 839 amino acids.